AAAUCAGCCCCAAAAAUUACCCGGAAGAAAAAGAAAAAAAAGAAAAGAAAAAGAACUCCUGAUUCGACCAAUUGUCCUCUAAUUUCUCUCUCUUGCAAAUCAUGGAAACCUCCAGCACCUCCUUCUUCGUUCUGGAAAAUUUUCAUGGCAUGCAAUGUCUUUGUCUGCGUGUUUUAUGUUAAUCUAUCUGCAAACGUAACUGUCAUUUUUAAUUUUGAAAAUUUCCAAUUUUCAAAUGGUUUCGUGAGGGAGUGGGGUCGCUUAUUGGGGUCUUGAUAUAUAUAAUUGUGUAUACUAAAUUCGAAUAAUCUACAAAGGAAUAUGCUUUGGACGCCAACUGUUGUUCAACGCCCACUCUUUGGCGGUUUAUUGUUCGUAUUGAGUGUUCUUCGCAUGUGGGUAUGUCCUUCUAUUUCCGUUUCAUAAAUUGCCAACUCUCUUGAGCUGGAUUCCUUUUGAUCGCUCUCAAAAUCGGCUGUCGAUUGUGAGUGGUAUAUUCAAUUAGAUGAUUUGAUUCCUCUUCCUUCCCUUUUUUGUGUGGGGAAGCAGUUAUAUUCUACAGAUCAUCAUAGUGGUUUGUCAAAGAUUUGAUCUUUAUUCAAUUUCUUGAUCUGGGGUAACUGUUGGGAUUUGAAAAUUGCUCGGUUAAAAGAGGUGGGAAUUUUUUGGGGAGCAUUUGGAUUGUUUGAUGGAUCAGUGUAGGUAGCUUUGAGGUUUUUGGAAUAUUGAAUUUGUUAUUUUGAUGUGAUUUGGAGAUUCUGUUAGUUGAGGGUGUUAUGUUAGUUUGUGUUUGAUUAUCUCAAAAUUCAGUUUCUUGGUCUGGGGUAGUUGUUGGAAUUUUGAAUAUUUUUUGGAGCAUUUGGAUUGUUUGAUGGAUCAGUCUAGUUAGAGCUUCGAGGUUUUUGGAGUAUUGAAUUUGUAAAUUUGAUUUGUGUUGGAAGAUUGUAUUAGUUAGGGGUGUUUGUUAGUUUAGUGUUUGAUUUCCUAUCAAGAUGCAAGCUGUGGGGAAGAUAGGUAGCUACAUUAGUAAGAGUGUGUACACGGUUUCCGGGACUUUCCAUCCGUUUGGUGGCGCUGUAGACAUAAUCGUGGUGGAGCAACCGGAUGGGAGCUACAAGUCUUCGCCAUGGUAUGUUCGAUUUGGGAAGUUUCAGGGGGUGUUGAAGUCGAAAGAGAAGGUGGUUGGCAUUAGUGUGAAUGAUGUUGAGGCGGAUUUUCAUAUGCACUUGGAUAGUAAAGGAGAGGCAUUCUUUAUGCAGGAGGUUGAUGUAGAGGAAGGUGAGUCUGCAGCCUCGCCUCCAUACUCAUCCGGUGAGGAUACAGAAGGGCAACCUAGGUGGCCACUGAAAUCAAAAAGUUGCAACUAUGAUUCUAGUGUUUAUGAACCUAUUGUUAGUGAAAGGAAGUCUUUGACUAGGGCAAACACUCGCCAGUCUCAAUUUUUUGGCUUUUUUGGAAGGAGAUCUCCGACAGAGGAGGCCGAUCAAGGGAAAGAAAAUGCACCUGAUGUUAACAUAGAAGGAUCGUUGGAGGUUGCUGAGAUGGCGGCUGAUCUCUUGGACUUGAGGUGGUCUACCAAUCUUGCUUCCCCCAAAUGCAAGAGAGACAAUUCUGCACCAUUACCCGAUGCAGAUGCAUUGAUCAAAGUAAUCAAGAAAAGUUCUCUGGCUGAUGGUUCUAGUCAUGAUGAAAUACGUCUUAUUUCUCAAACAAGCUACCGGGAACUGAAGAGCAAUGCUGAGGCAAAUGGUGUUAAAAUGGAAUGUGUUACCUCAGAGUAUAUUGUUUCCACUUCUGUCGACAGCCUUAGAGAACAUACUACUUUAUCAAAUUUAGAACCAGUGAUAGCAGCAUUAGGCUUAAAUAAAUCAGAUUUGCAGCUGAGUUCUGUCAGCGUCGUUUCUGAGGCUACAAAAUCUGAUUCGGAUAUUGAUGAUUCUAUUGCGAGGCUUAAUAGUUUGUCCGAUGCUAAUUUGUCUACGGAGGAGAAUGAAAGAGAUAAUACCCACUCUUUCUACUCUUCCGAGAUUUCAGGGAGCUCAGAGGUUGAAUUGGAGGGACCAUCUGAAGAGAAAAGCCGGCCGUUUUGUCAUGGAGAAUGCAGAGAAGUAUGUAUUCGUUCCGAUGAUCAGUGCACCGUCGUCCAUGAAGAAAAGAUUUCAGUGAGUGAAGGAACUAGUUAUAGUGCUUCAGAAAGCACUUUGACUGAAUGCUAUUCACAUUUAGCGAGUCGUCACCAAUCUAAUGAUUCUCUUAAGGACACUGACUUACAGAGUCUUGCAGCUGCUUCUAAACCGAGCUAUUCCACUUGUGUAGCCAUGGAUGAACAUGCUCUUUUGGGGGAUAAAGACAAGCUUGGUUCCUCUGAAGGGCCUCUCUAUGAUCUCCAUAUAGAAAGGUGUACUGUUCCACCUUCGAUUGGAGCAUCAAGGAUUUCAGAAGAAGAGCUACUCCUCUUCGGUGACCUGGAUGGUCUUCGUCCGGCUGCCAAACAGUUGGAACUCAGAGAAUCUGAUCACGAGGGCAAAGAAGCUAAUUCGUUAGUUAUGAUAAGAGUUUCUGGUCAAGGCAUUGAGCCUUGUGAUGCAAAAUGUUGCUCCAUUUCUUCGUUAGACCAAUCUGAAAUAAAUGACGGUACAAAUGAUGUGUGCUUGGACAGUAGAAGGUUGAGUUCUCUGUCUAGUGAUGUCCGCAUUGCCGAGAUUGGGAAUGUUCAGUCGGAGGGAACCAUUAGAACGGUGAGAUCUUUGCCCAGUAUGGUUUCCCUCAGCAAUAAUCUUGAAGCAACUGAUCCCAGCGACUUUUCGAAUGCUUCACUAGAUGUGAAUUUAUGGACAGAAAAGGACAAUCAAUUGCCUGGUGCUCAAAGAACAGCUGGGGAGCCUCCUAAGCCGGGGUACCCUCCGAGGUCCGUGGAUACUUUAGGAGGAUGUGGUAGAAAUGGACACUUCAGAAGAUCAACUGCCACUAAAAUUCCUGAUGUGACGAUUGCAAGUGAAACCACGAAUGGCUUAGACAUUUCAAAUGAACCUAGUGAUGUGGAGAGUGGGAUGGGUGUGACCAAAGUGAAGGUAAACAAGAAGAAAGUAAGGACACUUACUCCAACAUCUAAACAGUUGGCAUCCUUACAAUUAAAAGAGGGGAAGAAUGUUGUGAUAUUCACCUUCUCAACUGCCAUGCUGGGCAAGCAACAGGUUGAUGCCCGGAUUUUUCUAUGGAGAUGGGACACUAAAAUUGUGAUAUCUGAUGUUGAUGGGACGAUUACAAGGUCUGAUCUUCUAGGUCAGGUCAUGCCCUUGGUUGGCAUGGAUUGGUCGCAGACAGGUGUUGCACAUCUCUUCUCAGCAAUAAAGGAGAAUGGAUAUCAAUUACUUUUCCUGAGUGCACGUUCAAUAUCUCAGUCUUACAUCACUCGACAAUUCCUGCUUAAUAUCAAACAGGAUGGAAAAGCCUUACCUGAUGGACCUGUCGUCAUCUCCCCUGAUGGACUCUUUCCUUCUCUAUUUCGAGAAGUUGUUAGAAGAGCUCCUCACGAAUUCAAAAUUGCAUGUUUGGAGGACAUCAGGGCGUUAUUUCCUCCUGAUAGAAAUCCAUGUCCAUUUUAUGCUGGAUUUGGGAACAGAGACACCGACGAGGUUAGCUAUCUAAAGGUUGGAAUUCCGUUGGGGAAAAUAUUUAUCAUAAACCCAAAGGGAGAGAUUGCUGUAAACCGUCAUAUUGACACCAAAUCUUACGUGACUCUUCAUUCGCUUGUCAACCGAAUGUUUCCCAACAUGUUUACCAGUGAGCAGGAAGAUUUUAAUUCAUGGAAUUUCUGGAAACUUCCACCACCUUCUAUCGACAUUUAAAGGUUGAGUAGUUUGAGGUGGACGCAGGCAGGGAGGCAGCGUAUACAAAGACUGGAGUAUUGAGGGCGUGGUAUGGGUGACUUCUUCGUGAAACACAAUUUGUUUCCAACUCCAGCAAUGGUUGAAUUUCCUCUACCAUACAAAGCUUACCACGGAAGGAGAUAUUGUGUUAGUCUCUCGCUGACUAUUUCCUUGGUUAAAUGCUGGAGUUGCUGGUAUAUUGCUCGAGAAAGUAGAAUAUGGAUUGAUAUUGUUAGGCUAGCUGAAUAUGCCGUUCAACAUAUUCUUUCAAUUGUAUACCAUGCAAUGUUGUUACUAGGAGAUGAAAGGACGUCUUCCACAUUUCCUUCAUCAAAAGUCUGUAAAUCGUGAAAUUUAGAGCAUGUUGCUUAUCGAUAUAGAAGUUUCACAGUAUCAUGUAAAUGUCGAGAAACAGAUGUACUAGAUUGAAUCAUUAGUUUUUUUAGGUGCAGGUCAGUUUCUUCCUAUUUAUUUCAUUCAUUCAUUUCGUUGACAA
This is a messenger RNA of Salvia miltiorrhiza (redroot sage), 4365 nucleotides long. RefSeq lists its product as uncharacterized. The record is from RefSeq and is a predicted model, not a curated record. The transcript has 11 exons. The coding region runs from base 993 to 3848 and encodes 951 amino acids. Lineage: Eukaryota; Viridiplantae; Streptophyta; Magnoliopsida; Lamiales; Lamiaceae. Gene Ontology annotation, molecular function: phosphatidate phosphatase activity.